Molecule: messenger RNA, 600 nt
Organism: Knipowitschia caucasica
Lineage: Eukaryota; Metazoa; Chordata; Actinopteri; Gobiiformes; Gobiidae
Source: the annotation of a GenBank genome assembly
AUGUACUUUGUGAUGAAUGGACCUUGGCAGAAAGCACAAAAUGUGUUGCGACGAAGAGCUUCAUGGAUCCACUUUAAACCAUCUUUGCAAGAACUCUCCCAGCCCUCCCACCCCAGCAUAUCCUACUCAAAAGCCUCCCCUAAGAUCCACUCCAAAACCCUGCCCACUCCUCUCCCCGAGCUCGAAGGCAUCAAUGCGGCACCCCACGUGGCCGUGACGUCGCUAACGCCACCGUCUUCCCCUGAGCAGGGAAGACAUCUGAUUCAAAACCAAUGCAGACUCUAUACAGCAGCGGUGGACGGUAACAUUGACGCUGGAAGCUUGUGGCCAAAAAAGGUGGGCUGGUGGCGGCGCACGCAUUACCGUCCGCAGUGCCAAGCGGCGGAGGCUUUGGACAAAGAGUUCCAGCCGGACCUGGUGGCGUCCAAGUCCCAGGCAGCUGCGGGCCUCUGCUCCUGGGUGCUGAACAUUGUCAAGUUCUACCAGGUCUACUGUGAGGUGGAGCCCAAGAGGCAGGCUCUGAGCAAGGCCAACCUGGAGCUGGCAUCGGCCCAGGACAAGCUCCGCACCAUCAAGAACAAGAUCAAAUUUUUCCUCUAA